AAGCGUGCGUAAUCGGGCCAGAUUCCUUGCCGGUGAGGAUGAAGGUACUGGCCGAGGGCGACCUCCGGAAGCGCUGCGCGACGCUGCCCAUGAUGCGCCGGCGCUACUGCAUGCUGCUGCUCGAUGACAGCAAUAGCGCCAAGCUCAAGGUGCUCCUGCGCUCGUACAAGAGCAAGGCCGAGCGUGACGGCAGCGCCGACAGCUUUGUGUCGUCGCACGUGGUCAAGUGCAUUGGCGAGUGGACGGGCAAAGGGAAUCUGCAUACAUAUCCGCAUGCGUUUGUGGUCGAGACGGCGCAGAGCAAGCUCUUCCACUGCUCGGCGCCGUCCAGCGAGGCCAAGGCGAGCUGGAUGCACGCGAUCCCGUUUGCCGAAGAUGGCCUGUACGCGCUCGUCGGGCCCGGCGUCACGCCCAUUCUCUCGGCCUCGUCCCAAGACGACGUGCCCACGCCCAACGACGCGCCGAUGCCAGCGUCCUUCCACGAGUCGACGACCAACGUCCGCGAGUCGACGGCCAACGUCCGCGCGUCCCAAGCUGCGCGCCCGCCACCUCGUACGUCGUGUGCCCGUCGUAGCUAGCCCGUGUGUAAAGCAUCAUGUAGCUUCGCGCGAGUCGUCGACUCGUCCAGAGAGCAGCAAUCUCGAGCGGCCAGUGAAAGCGCGGCCACCGAGCGUAAAGGACGCCUUGUUUCAGCGCAAGGCCAAGCAGACAACGAAGCGGGACCUUGUCGCCGACCUCGAGAUCGAAAGCGACGAGGAGGGUGCUGCGCCGGAGAGCGUGCUGCUCGAGCCGUCGCUGCUUGGGCCCAAGAUCGACCCUUACGAAGUCGACGUGCACAUUGGCUAUGUGCCGCCCGCGCCCAUGAAGCUGCAGUUUGAGGUCGACCCGCAGGCCACGGCGAUGACGUCCGUGGCGCCGUCCAACGACAGCGACGAGGAUGAGAUCGUACCGAUGGAUCCUGAUUUGUACGCGCGCAUUUCGCAGCUGCGUAUGGACGAAGCCAAGGAAGCAACGCGCCGACCAAAAGACGAGGCGCGACUUCGGCGGAAUGAGGCCGAGCCCCGGGUGGCCCGCAAGGUCAAAGCCAAGAAGCACAAGAAAAGAGGGGCGGACGAGAGCAGUCGCGAUCCGCACCACCACCACCACAGUAGCAGUAGCACGAGCCAACCUACGUUGACGUCCAAGCGAGACAAGUCGCGUCGCGAGGCGUCGCCGAGUCCGCCGGCGCCCCGUCGCGCCCCGCCACUGCCGGCGGACGAUGCACCACAGCCGCAUGCUGUACGACCAGCGCCCUUGCCGAAAGGACCGGCGCUGGCGCUGCCCGACAUUGAGGGGUUUUAAGUCGAACAAGCAUGUCGUUCAAUACUCAAGUUGAAC
Saprolegnia diclina VS20 is the source of this 1377-nucleotide messenger RNA. RefSeq lists its product as hypothetical. NCBI's taxonomy places the organism in Eukaryota, Oomycota, Saprolegniomycetes, Saprolegniales, Saprolegniaceae. The coding region runs from base 124 to 1341 and encodes 405 amino acids. The transcript has 3 exons. The record is from RefSeq and is a predicted model, not a curated record.